UAAUUAAAAAUCAGCCAGGCAUUUUUUAAACUUUUAAACUGCGGAAGAUGAAGGUCAGAGUAUGGGGCAACGUCAGUAACAGAAUUACAGGCUGUACAUCGUGGGCACAGCAACCCAACUCACAGGAAGCUGGCAGGAGGGGUGCUGGCAGAGGGGGAGCCGCCGCAAAGCUCUGCGGCAUCCAUUUGCCAUUUGGGAGUUGCUGGGCCGGCUGAACCUCAGCUGAGCCAGGAGCUGUGCACACGAACGGAGAAGAACAAGCCAGCUUUCACGAAUAUCCCUACUGAUUUGCCAGCCGGCGCUGCCUCUGUGUUCAUCUCCUUCGUCCGGGACUCUCAACCCAACAUGCGGUCCCCAUGGCAACAACGGCAAAAGAGGAGACGGCCCGAUUCUGGGACAAGAACACCCGGUCAAACCGCCCUCUGUCCCCUCAUAUCACCAUCUACAACUGGUCUCUGCCCAUGAUGAUGUCCAUUUCUCACCGUGGUACUGGCGUUGCAAUGAGCUUGGGGGUGUCGCUCUUUGGCAUAAGCGCUCUGGUCCUCCCGGGACACUUUGCUGACUACCUGGAACUGGUCAAGUCCCUUAGCCUGGGACCAGCUCUCAUCUACUCUGCGAAGUUUGCCUUGGCUUUUCCCUUGACCUUCCACACCUGGAAUGGAAUCCGGCACCUAGCAUGGGAUAUGGGGAAAGGGUUCAAGAUACCCCAGGUCUACCAGUCUGGAGUCCUCGUCCUCAUCCUGACAGUUUUGUCCUCCAUUGGGAUUGCAGCAAUGUGAAGUUGGGCAAGGGGUUCCCUCUUCUGCCCUCCCCAACCACCCCUGAAGUCCUGUUCCUCCCCCAUCUCUUGAACAGGUGCCGUGUAGGCAAGUGGGUCACAAAUCAGCCGCAUAGUUUCAUAGCAAAAGACCAUGAGGUGGUUCUUUUGUCCUCUCUCUGAUUAUUGUAGAACCAUCUCUCUACCCGAUUUUGUUUUUUAAAAAAUGUCCCGCGAGAUCACCAGCUGGAUGCGCGAGAACUCUCUAGAUGGCCAAGAAGAGCUGAAUCGCAAUUGGCUAAGAAGCUGACAUACCCACAAUGCACUGUAAAGCCACUGCUUUUCUCAGCUGUGUGAUUCUGUCCUUUUGCCUCUCUCUCCCGCCCCACCCCCCAAACGCUAGAGACAAUACCGGCCUUUAUACCUGACUGGGGGCUGAGGGAGCACCAUUAGCAGAGUGUGUGAGCAAGCGUGUGGGUAUAUUUGUCACAAGGACAAGGCUGCCCGUUGAUAGCGUGUCUUGCAGCAAGAGCAGCAAAUUCAGCUUAAGCCGCCCCCAGCGGCUGUUCUGCGCCUCACCCCCUUUAUCGCCAGAGUGGUGGUGUGGCGGUGUUGAGGCUUCGGGCCUGUAGCCCCAGGCUGCCCCUGCUGUCCUUUCCUGUUGCUGUGGCAACAGGCUGAAAUGGCGCAUUGCUUUCUUUGUAGGUGUGGGCCGCUGAGCUGCUCCACGCUGGCCAGGGGGAAAGGAAGUGAUGUCACCUUGGGUUAGGAUGGUGAGGCAUGCAGGUGUGGGGGAACCUUUGGCCGUCCACAUGUUGGUGAACUACAAUUCCCAUCAGCCCCAGCAAGCAUGGUCAACAGGCAAGGAUGAUGGGAGUUUUAGUUCAGCAAUAUCUGGAGGGCCUCAGGUUCCCCAUCCCGUUCUACUGGGUGGAAGAACUGUUUAAUAUCAACCUUUUUUCCCCCUUACUUGCUGUCCUUCCAAAUAGGCCCAAAUGGGGAACUUGAGGGCCUUUUUAUGGUGGUGGACUCCAGCUCCCAUCGUCUCUUACAGUUGGCCCUGCUUGCUGGGGCUUUUGGGAGCUGGAAUCCCAACAUCUGGAAGACCACAGGUUCUCCUGUCCCUGCUGCAGUGGAAUUACCCUCUCUUGCUCUGUAAAUAUAAGCCCACACUUUUACGAUCCUCUCUUGAAGCCAGACAGCUUCCACCUACCACCCACUAUGAAUGAAGCUGGGUCACCUCCUCGCCACAAAUGAAGAAACUUACCUCUGAGCGGUCAUAACCAUCACUUUGGUUUUAUAGUGUUUUCCUUACUUUCUACUACUAAUAAAUUGGCCCCAGCCUUUUGUGGGGCGGGUAAA
Messenger RNA from Rhineura floridana, 2119 nucleotides. It is a transcript of the gene SDHC, whose product is annotated as succinate dehydrogenase complex subunit C. Gene Ontology annotation, biological process: tricarboxylic acid cycle; mitochondrial electron transport, succinate to ubiquinone. Lineage: Eukaryota; Metazoa; Chordata; Lepidosauria; Squamata; Rhineuridae. Gene Ontology annotation, molecular function: electron transfer activity; succinate dehydrogenase activity. The record is from RefSeq and is a predicted model, not a curated record. The coding region runs from base 357 to 779 and encodes 140 amino acids. Gene Ontology annotation, cellular component: membrane. The transcript has 7 exons.